This is a messenger RNA of Sinocyclocheilus anshuiensis, 845 nucleotides long. RefSeq names its product microfibril-associated glycoprotein 4-like. The transcript has 5 exons. Lineage: Eukaryota; Metazoa; Chordata; Actinopteri; Cypriniformes; Cyprinidae. The coding region runs from base 82 to 816 and encodes 244 amino acids. The record is from RefSeq and is a predicted model, not a curated record. Gene Ontology annotation, biological process: elastic fiber assembly.
AAAGCAUUCAACGUUCAGAUAAUCCUUCAGCAAAAUAGUUUUUACUUUCUUCAAGAUUCUUCAAGUGAAGGCAAGAUUGCAAUGACGGUGUUUGUCGCGGUGCUGCUCUCUGUUCUCAUGGGGUUUACUGUGUCUGUUUCUGAUCGAUUCAAGCCCGUCGACUGUUCUGACCUAUAUAAAGCAGGAGAAACAGUCAGUGGGAUUUACUCCAUCUAUCCAGCAGGAGACAUUCCUGUCUGGGUUUACUGUCAGAUGAUCUCAGAUGGGAAAGAUGAAGAUAAAGGAGCAUGGACGGUGAUUCAGAGGAGAAUGGACGGCAGUGUGAAUUUCUAUCGGCCGUGGGAUCAGUACAAGAGAGGAUUUGGGAAUGUGGAGGGAGAAUACUGGCUGGGGCUGGAGAACAUGUACCAGCUGACACGUAAGAACAAGUACAUGCUGAGAGUGGAUCUGGAGGACUUCACCGGAAGGAAAGGUUUCGCUCUGUACUCGUCCUUCUCUGUGGGUCCUGAAGCUGACGGCUGUAAACUGCAUGUUUCAGGAUUCACUGAUGGAGGAGCAGGCGACUCGUUGACCUACCAUAAUGGACAGAAGUUCACUACCUUUGACAAGGACCAAGACGCCUAUGGAAAUAACUGUGCCAAACAGUAUCUCGGGGCAUUUUGGUACAAUAGCUGUCACUACGCAAACCCCAACGGUGUGUAUUUAUGGGGAGAAGAUCCCACCAUUUUAGCCAUUGGAAAUGUUUGGUACACAUGGAAGACCAGUUAUGCCGUUAGCAUGAAAUUCAUCAGCAUGAAGAUCAAACCUGUGCCCUAGAAACAUCAGUGUUUUCAGGAGCAAACAUC